AUGAUUCCAACUGCGCCGUUACCGCAGCCGCAUGUGGCGAUGCCAGUGCCAGCCGUCGGCAGUGUGCCCUCGAAUGCCACCGCGCUCAGGAAUGGCAGAGAUCCGCUCACCAACAAGGUGCCGUCGAUCACGUUCUCUGACGCCACAGCGAGACCACUGGGGCCGAUGGGGGAGAUGUUAGUGACGACAAGAGGGCUGCUGGAACCGAUAGUGAGGCCACCGAGGUUGAAGUUAACGCCAGUUAAUCCUGUAUUAAGACCAAGACCUGUUCCAAUAAUACCAGUGUUUGCAAGACCAGCUCCAACCACACCAGCGCUGCCAAAACCAGUUCCAAUUAGGCCAGUAUUGCCUGUGCCAAUCACACCGACGCCGCUGCCAAGACCUGCACCAACCAGGCCGGCGGCGUUGGAAAUGCCUGUACCCAUCACACCGACACCAUUGCCAAGACCUGCACCAAAUAGGUUGGCGCUACCGAUACCGGUGUUAGCGACACCGACGGAGCUGAUUCCGGUGUUAGACACGAAUGUCUACAGUCAAUUUGGUUCCUUGAACUAUGGUGGUUUUUUGGGUGACACUGGCGUCGAUUUUACUGCCACCGCCGCCAGCAGUGGUUUGGCUGGACUCAGUGGAUACUUGGAAAAUGGUGGCCUUUAUAACAACGGCCUUGCACUGAACACACUUGGCCUAGGUGGUCUUGGUGUUAACAACCUUGGGUUAGGCCUUGGUAAUGUUGGUGUAACUGCAGCUGGAUUGGAGAAUAUUGGAGUAGCUGGUCUUGGAGUUGGCAACAUUGGACUUGGUCUUGGUAACGCCGGUUUGGCUGUGGGUGGAUUGAACAACGCUGGCCUAGGAAUUGCCGGUCUCGGAUAUGGCGCUGGUCUCGGCGUACAAAACGUGGCUGCUACAUCCCAGGUGCCCGUAACCGGCCCGUUCACCGCCAGUGGCAACGCUGAGCUCGUGGUCGGAGGUGACUUUGGGGUCGGUGGUCAAGCCGUGGUCGGUGGUCAGAUCCCAGUGCUCGGUGCCGUUGGCUUCUCUGGCCAGAUACCCGCAAGUGGCGUCGUUUCCAUCGCAGGAAACUGCGGCUGCUCGACUGUGCCUUUGUAA
This is a messenger RNA of Diatraea saccharalis (sugarcane borer), 1107 nucleotides long. NCBI's taxonomy places the organism in Eukaryota, Metazoa, Arthropoda, Insecta, Lepidoptera, Crambidae. The record is from the annotation of a GenBank genome assembly.